UCAACACGUGCAGCAGCUGCAGAGAACUGGAAUCAGCCUUCAGUUCCUCAUCUGAGUGGACAUUUCGGAGCCGAGACGCCUCACAGACGCCUCCAGGAUGACCGGGAACAACUUCGCGGCCAUGAUGAAGUCCAAGGUGGAGAUGGCCAAGCAGAUGAGCGAAGAGGAUAAGGUGUUCAGAUACAAGGGGAUCCUGUACCCGCUGAUCGUUUGCCCCGAGAGCCACCUGAAGGCCUUGGAGGGCUUCAAGGCCCGGGAGGACGACGUCGUGCUGGUGGCGUACCCCAAAUGUGGUUUUAACUGGAUGGUCGGUGUACUGAGGAAGAUCAUUUCAGAGGUCGCGGGCGUGAAAGCAGACGGAAACGGAGCGCCGCCGCUCAUCGAGUUCAUGGGCCCCGAAGGAGUGCAGGCUGCAGAACAAGCUCCGGCUCCAAGGUUACUGGGCACUCACCUUCACCCCGACAACAUCCCCGCAUCCUUUUACCAAACAAAAGCCAAGAUGUUGGUCAUCUUCCGGAACCCCAAAGACACGGCGGUCUCUUUCUUCCACUUCAACAACAACAACCCGGUCCUCCAGUCUGAACCUUCCUGGGACACCUUCUUCUCCAAGUUCAUGAGCGGAGACGUUCCCUGGGGCUCGUACUUCGAUCACGCCCUGAGCUGGGACAAGAAGAUGGACGACCCCAACGUGAUGGUGGUCACCUUCGAGGAGCUGAAGAAGGAGCUGGCCCAGGGCAUCCGCCAGAUCUCCAGCUUCUUCGGCUUCCAGCUGACGGAGGCCCAGGUGCAGCAGAUCGAACACGACAGCACUUUCAGCGCCAUGAGGAGCUCCGCCACCGCCUCGCACGGCAACAUGGGAAACGUGUUCUUCAGGAAAGGUGAGGUGGGAGACUGGAAGAACCACUUCAGUCCAGAACAGAGCCGGGAGAUGGACGAGGCCUUCAACAAGCACCUGGCGGGAACCCGGCUGGGAGCCAAGCUGGACUACCAGCUGCACUGCCAGUAGAACGCCCACCCUGCAGUCCCACGCCUCCACCCUGCACACCUCCACCGCCGUCUGAUCGCCACACCGCCCUCAAAGGAUUUCAACUUGUUUUGACUCGAUCAUUGUUACUCAGUCCUUUCAGGAUUCAAAUUAGAUUCUA
Salarias fasciatus (jewelled blenny) is the source of this 1145-nucleotide messenger RNA. RefSeq names its product sulfotransferase family, cytosolic, 6b, member 1 (gene sult6b1). The transcript has 7 exons. Lineage: Eukaryota; Metazoa; Chordata; Actinopteri; Blenniiformes; Blenniidae. Bases 98 to 1006 code for a protein of 302 amino acids. Gene Ontology annotation, molecular function: sulfotransferase activity. The record is from RefSeq and is a predicted model, not a curated record.